AGAUUAAGAGCGCGAGUACGAGCGCGUGCCCGCGAUAUUUAGACAAACGCAGCUGCUCACCUGUAUCAGAUGUCAUUUGAUGGAAGAGGAGUUCAGUCGUGAAUCAUUCUCUCUUGCAGUGGGUUAUUAUUGAUCAAUGGCAGAGCAGAGACGCAGCUGUCAGUCAGUGAUGGGUGUUCGUGAGAGGACCACCGUCAAAGCCACACACUCACGGAACAACAGCUCCGGCUCCUCACGACAGAACUCGAGGGAUUGGGAGGUGAUCUUAGAUACAGAAUCUGCUCCUGUCGGCGUGGGGAAUAAUGGCGUUCCUGGCAUUUGUGAGGGAUUCCUCCUGAAGAAACGCAAGUCUCCUCUUCAGGGCUGGCAUAAGAGAUAUUUCGUGUUGGAUAAAGGAGUGCUGAAAUAUUCAAGAACUCAGCAGGAUAUGGCUCGAGGCAAGAUUCACGGCUCUGUGGACGUCAGUCACGCUGUCAUGUCUGUCAAUAAGAAAACCAAACGCAUCGAUCUGGACGCAGGUGACAGUUUAUAUCACGUGAAGGCUAAAAGUGACGAUAUCUUCUACAUCUGGCUGACCAAACUGACGGCUCAUCGCGUGUUUAAGAAGAACGAAGCGGUGAAUGUUCAUCAGGGUGUUCUGAAAGCUCUCUCCAGCACUAACAGCAGCACUUUCCCGGCCAUGGCCAGUCUCGCUCACAGAAGCAGAGUCAUGCAUCCUCACUAUGAGAGCACAGCGUCACUGUUCCAGUCAGAGUGUCAAGGGUCACCUUCAGCAGCUUCAUCCGGCAUAAACACCAAGGUUUCUGAUUGGCUCCAGCAGACGCAGGACGCUGACAUGUGUCAACAAGAACUGGCCAGAUGUCAGCUGGAUUUAGCGGAGCUGACACGUUUAAUCCAGAAGCUUCACUGGGAUGCGGGAGGUCUUCCCAUCACAAACACUGAGCUAGAGCAUCGCAUCAGUAUGCAGAAUCUCAGUCUGGAGAAACCUAAAAGGAAAUCUGGGAAGAUCUGGGGCCAUUCACGCACACUUUCACGAGUGGAGUCUCUUGGAGUUCAGUUUUCCUCGAGUCAUCUGAGCACGUCGUCUGGUUUCACCACAUCACUUCAGUCCAUCCCGCAUUACGUUUAUUCACAGCUGUCCACACCCGAGGUGUCACCGGAGGGCAAGAAACUUCAGCUGGACAUCUGUGCCAUGUGUGAAAGAGUGCACGUGUCUCUGAAGUCCAUUCAUGAAUCUCUGGCUGUGGAGCGUGAGAGGGUCAGACAGGCCUGGACCGGACCGGAUCUGAGACAGUCCACCUCACAUCAGCUGGCCACAUUGUGUACGACUCUAACUGAGCUGGAUCUGCAGUCACGUCUGACUCGAGUUCACUCUGUGUCGCUGUCAUCAGACUCUUCAGAUGAAUCUUACUGUACUGUACGGCAGGAUCAGGCGACACCGUCUCAGGAGCGAAAGCUUCAGCGGACGCUGUCAGUCGCAGAUUCUGUGGCCGAGUAUCAUGACGCCAGUGAAGAGGUUUGUGAGAGUUUGUCUGAAAAUGAAGCAUCUGAUGAAUCUGGUCUGAGUGACGUCACCACCAGCAACUCUGAGCCGGAGGAUGGUCACGCCGCUGCGAGUAUGAAGUACAGAGCAAGUGUGUCGAGUGCUCCAAACGUGCUGUCGAGCGCUCCGAGAGACUCUGGGAGACGUACGGUCCUGCCGGCACAUGGCACUGAUAACAGUCAUAUAGGAAUCCUCACAAUCCUCUAUAACAACAUCGGCAAAGAUCUGUCACGAGUGUCCAUGCCUGUGGCUCUAAACGAACCGCUCAGUUUACUGCAGAGAGUCUCUGAAGAGCUGGAAUACUCACACCUACUGGAGACUGCCAACCACACCGAUGACCCCUACCAGAGGAUGGUUUAUGUGGCAGCGUUCUCUAUAUCUGGUUAUGCGUGGGCCAGCUGGAGGAAUCGCUAUAAACCCUUUAACCCGGUUCUAGGAGAAACAUACGAGAACAUCCGUGAGGAUCGAGGUUUCCGUUACAUCGCAGAGCAGGUCAGUCAUCACCCGCCUCUGUCGGCUUGUCACGCUGAAUCUGAAAACUUCACCUUCUGGCAGGAUCAGAGAUGGAAGUAUAAAUUCUGGGGGAAAUCUGUGGAGAUCGUUUCAUCAGGAAUGGUCAACGUCACGCUACCAAAGUACGGCGAUCAUUACGAGUGGAAUAAAGCGGUGACGUGCAUUCAAAAUGUCUUCAGUCAGCAGAGAUGGCUUGAACACUACGGUGAUGUCAUCAUUCGUAACGUGAAUAGUGACGAGUGCACGUGUAAGAUCACCUUCAUCAAAUCGCGUUACUGGGGUGAAGGGAGCAUUAAGAAUGAAGUUCAGGGAACGGUUCUGGACCGCGCCGGUAAAGUCGUUCAUCGCUUCGGUGGAUCCUGGCACGAGGGAAUUUUCUGUGACACGCUUCCCAACCCACAAUGCAUCUGGAAGCCCAACUCUCAGCCGGAGGAUUACUUCAACUACUUUGGCUUCUCUCAGUACGCCAGAGAACUGAAUGAACUGACAGAUGAUAUCAAAGACAAACUUCCUCCCACAGACACACGCUACCGUCCUGACCAAAGGCUUCUUGAAGAAGGUAAAGUGACGGAGGCUGACAAACGUAAGGAUGAAAUCGAGGAGAAACAGCGAGAAAGAAGGAAAGAGUUGGCCAAGAGAGGGCAAGAACAUGUUCCACGCUUCUUUAAACGGACACUCGAUCAUGCUGGGAGAGAGGUGUGGGUCACCAAUGAAACUUACUGGAAGAUUCGAGAAAACCCAGCGUUUGCCAGCACAGAGAAUCUGGAUCUGUGGUGCUGAUGGAGUUUGAGACGUACAGUAUUCUUACCCAUUAGUGUAUGUAGAUGUAUUUUAUGUGUAUUUUAGUGUAAGCCAAAGACCUUCACUGGUGUGGAUGUUGUUUUUGUUUUUAAAUCCAAACAGUGAUUGAGAGGUUUUACUGAUGGAAUAUUUAAUUGUAUUAAUAAGCGCAUCACCCGACAUGUAAAGAAUAGAAUUAAAUGUUUUUUCAUUAGUUUUUAUGAUGGUACAUUUUUAUUGAAAUCUGAGGUCAGCUGUCAGUGUUGAGGAUCUUAUGGUUUUAUGAUCUCCAGACAGUAAUAGAUGUAUUCUGGGUACAGUGAAUAAUAGAAAGGUUUUAAAGGUGUUGUUUGUGUAAAUAUUGUACUCCUUUUUACUGUGAGCUGAGCCUUUUAACGGCUGGAUUGAAAACAUUGUUCUUUCUGUAUAAAAUACAUUUUACUGUAACAUGUGAGUAAUGCUUCAGAUGAGUAGCUGAAAUAAUGAAAAUCUUUUGAUGUUUCGGCUCAACCUGCUGACAAAAGAGUUUUACGUUUUCAUGAAAGUGUAAUCGGGUUUUGUGCAAUUUUUUGUGUAAAUGCAUUUCUGAUUUAGAUGAGAAUAAAUAUUAAAUUUGAAGAAAGGUGCA
Triplophysa dalaica is the source of this 3464-nucleotide messenger RNA. RefSeq names its product oxysterol-binding protein-related protein 6-like. The transcript is spliced from 22 exons. The record is from RefSeq and is a predicted model, not a curated record. Gene Ontology annotation, molecular function: cholesterol binding. NCBI's taxonomy places the organism in Eukaryota, Metazoa, Chordata, Actinopteri, Cypriniformes, Nemacheilidae. The coding region runs from base 137 to 2836 and encodes 899 amino acids. Gene Ontology annotation, cellular component: intracellular membrane-bounded organelle; plasma membrane; perinuclear endoplasmic reticulum.